Messenger RNA from Oncorhynchus tshawytscha (Chinook salmon), 11934 nucleotides. Its product is annotated as myomegalin. The transcript has 38 exons. Gene Ontology annotation, cellular component: microtubule organizing center; nucleus. The coding region runs from base 994 to 8490 and encodes 2498 amino acids. Lineage: Eukaryota; Metazoa; Chordata; Actinopteri; Salmoniformes; Salmonidae. The record is from RefSeq and is a predicted model, not a curated record. Gene Ontology annotation, molecular function: zinc ion binding.
CACAUCAUUGUGUGCCCAAAGGAUCGCGGGGCUGAAGUGAGCUAACUCCACUGUUGACAUUGUAAAUCAUGAAUGAAUGUCAAAGGAUUGCGGAGGACCUGAUUGCCGCUACCGAAUGAAUUGUUUUGGUGUGUCAAUUAUCCGCGGUGACGAUCUUCAGUUAAAGCGAUACUGCCGUAGCCUAAUGUACCGGUGAUAAUCUAUCUGACAGUGCGAGCCUCCCAAUGACAGCUAACCAAGUAAUGCAGCGGAACGUGCGCGUGCUUUUCUUGUUUUGGUAAACGCGAGAUGAAGUCGCCUGGAGUGAAAACUCUGGUGGUUUGUGUAUUUAGGGAAUAUGCAAGGCGCAUGACACCAAAUGACUUUAUUUUUCCCUUUCGGACUUUAACCCAUCGCUUCAGAAUAUCCAUUACGGAAUGCAACAGAAUCGGUGACCAAGGAUACUGGAAUACUUGCUGGCUGCCCUCUGCUCAAGCAAUAUGCAAUUACAAUUCACCCAAAUUCUUCAUAGUCCUACUGAAGCAACAACGCUGGUCGGGUUAUGAAAUAAAAAUAGUCAUUAUGUCAAGAGUAUUGGAUUUUGUGAGCAUCUCUUUUACUUGCUGCUGUGUGCGUUUCCCUGCAGGCUACCAGUGCCAAUAUUAGUAUUUCCUUAAUGACUGCCUAUCUGUUGUCUUUAUGAAGUUUUAGUGAUAUUUAUUUGUCUUCUGACAAGAGAGAACGAGGACUGUUACAUGCAAUAUAUUCCCACCUUCAAUGAUCUUAUACACAGAGUUUUAAAGUGAUUCUUCUGAUGGAUGAGCAUUAGUCAUAUUGGAGCUAAUAGCAUCCUCUUAUUCACCUCCAUCAAUCAAAUGUUAUUUAUUAUUUAUAGGACACUUGACAGUAAACAGCCAGAACCUUUGUUUUAUCAUUAAAAACAAAGGUUAUUUCACCAUUAGACUAACGUUUUCAAGCUAAGGUGAUUGGCCUCCGUCUAAGUGUGUGUGUGGAAUGCUGGACAUCAGAAUGAAGGAGGCGUGUCGUAUCUGCGCUCGUGAGCUCUGCGGUAACCAACGCCGGUGGAUCUUCCACCCCGCCUCCAAACUCAACCUCCAAGUGCUUCUGUCCCACGCCCUGGGGCGAGAGCUGACCCGGGACGGGCGCGGCGAAUUUGCCUGCUCCAAGUGUGCCUUCAUACUGGAGCGUAUGUAUAGGUUUGAUACGGUCGUCGCCCGUGUGGAGGCUCUGUCCAUCGAACGGCUGCAGAGGCUGCUCCAGGAGAAACACCGGCUACGGGGUCUCAUCGGAGGCCUCUACCGGAAGACCAAUGGGGAGGAGGGUGGCGGUGGUGGAGGGGUCAUUACCGGGCCUGGGGGUACGGGAGGAGGGGUACAGGGGGAAGAUAUGGUGGACAUGUCUGGUCUGACCCAUGCUAAGUACUGUGCUCUGCUCCAGGAGGACUUGGUGUACUCUCUGUAUGAGUCCUGGGCUGAAGAGGGGUUGGAGUUCGGGGGUCACCACCAUCCUCAUCAUGGGCAUCGCCCUCAAUACCCAGGGUCAGAGGUGACGGCUGUAGGGUCACAACGCUGUGGGACAGUCACACCUUCACGUAGGAAGUGCCAAGGGUGCACAGCGUGGCGAGUCGUGGACUCUGACUAUGAGGCUGUGUGUAAAGUACCAAGGAAGUUGGCACAAAGUAUUUCCUGUAGCCCAUCGACGAGGUAUUCGGCCAGUGUGAUUGGAGUAGAAAGAGGUAGAGAAGGGGAGGAAGAGCCAGAGGGGACCCACUCCUCGCUCACACUGAUCCCUGGGUCCAAGCUUCAGUCCCGGGCUUCAGACAGUGACCGUACCCUGGCGGGUCGAGCCAGCUCCAGCCCCUCCAUAGACUCCCUGGACAUAGCUGGAGAAUCUACCCGGCUGUCUGCUAUCCAAGACGGGGCCGAGGGGCAAGGGUACCCCCGGGACCCCCUGGAUGACCGGUUCUCUGACUCCCUGUCUGAGGAGCAUGACCUGGUGACCCCGCUGAGAUCCGCAUCCCACCUCUCCCUGGCCCUCUGCCUGGUCCAGAACUGUGUGUACCGGCCCGUCCAGAGCCCCAAGGGAAGCAGAUUGCCUGUGCUGCUCAGACAGAGCCCCAGCGAUGGAGGCUCUAGACUUAGCUUCUAUGAGCCGGCCUUGGGGUUGCUGCAUCGAGGUCCGAAUGGAGAGGGGGAGAUCCAUGGCCAUGUACCUGAUGUGGAGGCCCCUCUGAUCAGGCUGGACAGUGAGAUGGAUGGGGGUCUGGACCUGGCUGAGAUGGAGGAGCUGUGGGAGGAUCUGUAUCAUGAGUGUCCUCCCCCAUGCCCCCACCAGACUCUGAUCGAGGAGCAGCAUAGCCAGUUGAACCAGUAUGAAUGUGCAGCAGGUCAGUGUAUCAGUGAGCUGCAGAAGGCCCAGCUCCAGGUCCAGUCCCUGCAGACCAAGAUCCAGGAGAGCGAGGCCAACAACACGAAGCUGCAGGAGAAGCUUAAUGAGAUGGAGUGUGAUCUGCGUUCUAUCCGUCAGGCAGCUCAGAACCAGGAACACACCAUCCAGGGCCUGACCGACUCUGUCAGUACCAAGGACAACGAGGCCCAGGAGCUGUACCAGUUAAUUGAAGGGCAGAACACCACACUGUGUAAACUGAGAGAGAUGGCCCACCACAACCAGAUCACGCAACAUCAGGCUCCAGAGGGGGGCAGUGAGGUUGCGGGUCUAGCCCAGCUGCAAGGUGAGUUAGUGGGGGUACAGAGCUCUCUGUUUACCCUGGGUCUGGAGCUGGAAGCCAGUCAUAGAGUGCAAAGACAGAGCCAGAGACAGGCUGAGGACCUGACCAGAGCUAAAGACAGACUCCACUCUGACCUAAAGGAGGCACUGCAGCAUAGGGAGGUCACCGACAAACACAACCAGGACUUGCUCAGUGCCCUGGCUCAGUCCCGCUCUGCGCUGCAGGCUAAAGAGGCUCAGCAGAAGGAGAGCGAGGCAGAGAAACACAUGGAGGUUCAGGAGAGAGACAAGACCAUCACACAGCUCAAACUCUCCCUACAGGACAAGGAGAGCCAGCUACAGGAGUACUCUGAGCUCCUGGAAUCAGUAGACAGCUCCAAACCCAGAGAUAUUCUGAUGGACAAACUGAGAGAACGCAUCAAGGACAGGGACAGAGCACUGGAGCGGUCUAUAGAUGAGAAGUUCCGUUGUCUGGAGGAGAGGGAGGAGCAGGUGAGGAGAUUACAGCUGGCCCUCCGAGAGAAAGAACGAGACCUGGAGAGACUACGCUGCAUACUGCUCAACAACCAGGAGACCAUCACGAGUCUGGAUGCAUUGGUGCGGGGUAAGGAGCUGGACGUGGAGCAGGCAGCAGAAGCCCACAGGAACCUGCAGUGGCUCCAGCAGCAGAGUGAGGAGAGAGAGAAGAGCACUCUGAGAGAGAGAGACACACUCAUCAACCAGCUACAGUCUGCCCUGCAGACACGCAGCCGGGAGACACAGGACCUGACGGCAGCCCUCCUGGCUAAGGUCCAGGCAGGCCCCAGUGAGGUGGUGGAGGAGCUGAAGGCUCGCCUCGCACUGAAGGAGAAACUGUUCCAGGAACUUCUGUCAGACCGCAACCGCCAGAGCCACGAACACCAAGCACAGGUCCAGGACCUGCUCAGCACCAUCAGCACCAAGGACCAGUACAUACAGGACUGCUCUGAUAGGCUCUCCCAGGUGAUUGGCGAGCGGACGGGCCAGCUGCAGGAGCUGCACAGGCAGCUGUCAUCACGGGAACGGGAGAUGGGUGAGCUGCGGAAGGAGAGAGAGAGGGAGAGAACGGGAGAGGCAGAGCGACUGCAGAACCUAUUAAAAGAGAAAGAGACUUUUAUCCAGAGUCUGAUGCAGGGACAGGAGGAGAGCAUGGAGCCCUCCACACCAGAGGGGGCAGCAGAGGUACAUGCCAUCCAGGAAGAGCUGGAGCUGGUCAGGAAGAAAGAGAGGGAGGCUCAGCUGGAGCUCUCAGCCCUGCGCUCAGCUCUCACACAGGGCCAGCAGCAGGCCCAAAAGCAGGAGGAUAGAUUUAAGAUCCUGGCCCCAGAAAUAACAGACAGGGACCAGCCCUCCAGCACUGACCACCAGAGUGUGUUGGAACAGUUGGUCAAUGAGUACCACAGGCUGAACAAUGCUUUGAGGGCAGAGAAGAGGCUGUACCAGAGUCUGAGCCACAUCCAGACUAGAGGAGACAGCAGCUCAGAGAAGACCCAGGUCCUGCUCACAGAACUGGACUCUGUUCAGGCAUUGCGAGGGCAACUGGAGGAGGUCCUAACCAGGACCCGGAAGACCGCCCUGGCACUGGAGAGGGCAGCUAAGAGGCAGUCUGACUUUGGAGAGCUCAGCACGGAGGAAGAAGAAGAGGAGGGAGAUGAUGAAGAGGGCAGCACUGAUGAGUUCUCAGACAGUAUUGAAGACGAUGAGGAUAAACUGACUGCCAAAAGUCUGGCCUCCACUAAGAACUCUGUGGUGGCCUGUGGGCAGGGGGUGCUGUCUGGAGGACCUUCGAGCGGAGCACUGUCCCAGGGGGCAGAGGGGCAGGGACAGCAGCUGGCUGAACAGAAGAGGGCAUUAGAAGAAGAAGUGGAGGAGAUGAGAACACAGCUGGAGACAACCGGCUGCUCCUCCCUAGCCCAGAUGAGGAGAACACUGCAGAAGCUACAACAAGAGAAUGAAGCCCUGAAAGAUAGCCAAGGGGGAUUACAGGGUCUAGGAACUCUGGAGGAUCAAACAGACAUCUGCCAAGGAUGGGGACAGGAGGAGGAGGAGGAGGAGGAGGCACAAUCAACAGUGGUACCCACCCAGGGCAACUAUGGCCCCCCAGCAGUGAGGAUGAGAGAGGGGAGGGGGAACAGACAGUAUACCAGACCUCACUCCCUAGACCUGGGGACUCUCCUCUCCCAUCACCAGCCAGACCAAACAGAGAAGGAGGCUGAAUCUGAUGAUGUCACCGGCGAUGUGGGCGGGUUCUGGCAGCAUAUGGAUGCGGGUCUCCGUGAGCAGGCGGCGCAUCUGCGUUCUGAUUUGGCGCUGAGCAGACAGGAGAGCAGAGAGCUGCAGGAGAGACUCAUGGUGUCUGAGGCCACAGUACAUGCACAGGCUGAACAACUCAAAGACUACAGGGAACUACUCACAGAGACAUCAGUUGAGCAGGACAGUAAGCAGGUCCAGGUGGACCUACAGGACCUGGGCUAUGAGACCUGUGGCCGUAGUGAGAACGAGGCAGACAGAGAGGCCAGCAGCCCAGAGUUUGAUGAUCUGGAGAUGUGUACGUCACUGAGCCACCGGCAGGACUACGAGAGUGCCGGAGUUUGGUUCCAUGGCGAUGGGAGUGUGGGCGGAGCUUUUGAUGAAGGCGAGGAGCCAGGGGCAGGAUCCUUACAGCAAUUGGUCCUGGACCUGCGUUCUCAGCUGACCCGCUGCCACAAGGUGAUUCGUGGGUUGCAGCUACGUGUGCGUUCACUAUCCACCACCAGUGACUACGCAUCCAGUCUGGAACGCACCCCACGCAAGGUGAAUUGGGCAUUUGAGGCGUCCCCGGCCCUCAGCGGUGUAGAAGACGAUGAGGGCUGGAUGUCCGACAGCCUGGGGCCUCGCAUGGAACCCAAGCCCAGCCGAGAGCUGCGAGAGCUGGUGUCCCGAGUAGCCUCACUGGAGGCCCAACUCAAGAGCUCCAGGCUGGAGGGGAAAGGAGGGGUGGUGGAGGAGGGGAAGUGUGCUACCUGGCCCGGGAAGUACAACACCCUGAUCCAGGCUCAGGCCAGGGAGCUGUCCCACCUGCGUCAGAGGAUGAGGGAGGGCCGUGGUGUCUGUCACAUACUCACACAACACCUGGGAGACACCACCAAGGGCUUUGAGGAGCUGCUGCGUGCCAACGACAUUGACUACUACAUGGGACAGAGCUUCAGAGAGCAGCUGGCACAGAGCACUUCCCUGGUACAACGAAUGGGCACCAAGAUCAGUGGACGUGACCGUGCUGAGCUACAUGAUGAUAAGAUGGGCCAUGAGCUGCUUGCUUUGCGGCUGAGUAAGGAGCUCCAGCAGAAGGAUAAGAUAAUCGAGUCGCUCCACACCAAACUCCAGCAGCGUCCUGACACCCCCUCCAGCAGCCAUGCCCUCUCAGAGACCACCGACCAAUCAGACAGAACCUCCUUUGUGUCAGAUGAGUGCCGGACCAAUGAGGACCUGGAGCUGUGCUCAGAUGUGGAUGCUGGCAGCGAAUACGCUCAAGAAGUGAAGGGACAGGGGGCGGGACAUGGCCCAGGAAGCACAGACGUCCACCCCUCCCUCCCUCCAUCCUCUCUUAAGUCCUCCAGCAGCUGUCCCAACAUGCUAUACUCCACUCCCGUGGAGUCGGCCAGUCAGACUGGUCCUGUGUCCUGCUCCCUACCCACCUCCCAGUCCCUCCCCAGGCUUUACCCUAGCCAUGACCUCUGGGGUCAACAUAUGACCUUUGACCCCGCGAACAGGACCUUCCCUAUGGAAGCGGUGCAACAGCAGCUGGAUACCCUGCACAGACAGAUGACUAUGAAUAAGAGCUUUGUGGUUCCUCACGCCAAGGCCCGGACGACCGCCCCACCAACCGCCCAUCACCAGCCUGACCCUUCCACUUACAGACAGAUUACCCACCAUGCCUUUUACCCACACCAGAUAGGCGGCCGACCCGCAGGCCCCGCCCUGAAGGCAGACGUAGAUCUGGUGGAUAGUGGUGCAUUGUGGGAUAUGGAGAACAUGGUUCAGCCAAUCAGGGUUGGGUCAUCAGGAUACUAUUCAGGAAACAGCUUUACUGGUGUGGACGUGAUCAAGGAGCACCUGAGGGAGGUGCAGUGUCUGCGUCAGCACCUGGAGGAGUCCAUCAGGACCAAUGAGAGGCUCAGACAGCAGCUGGAGGAACGCCUUUCCACCACCGGCCGUGACGGCGCAGCUCCCACCAACAUCUACAUCCAGAGCCUGGACUCUGUCUGCCAGCUGUCCAAUGAGAUCAGAGUCCUGAAAGAGGAGAACCUGGCUCUCCAGGCACGCCUGCAGGCCAGCUCAGAAACGUGUGAGGAGGCGGAGCAGCUGCGUGAGGUGGCGGUGACGGGGCGUGCCCGUCUGAAGCAGGCGGAGCUGGAGGCGGAACAGUGGAAGGAGGAGCUACGCCGGCUGCAGACACACAGCCAGGAGCAGGGACAGCAGAUUCACACACUCAGACAGGAGAGGCAGAACAGCCAUGACAAGAACAAUAGGCUCCAGCAUGAGGUGUCCCUGCUGCAGCAGCAGUUGUGUGAGAGCAGGGAGCUGCUCCACUCUCUGCAGAGUGAGCUGCAGGUCUACCACAGAGUGUGUGUCAACGCCAAGGGCAACCCAGAGUUUCUGUGUGAGGGCCAGUACGGGAGGGUCCCUGCCCUGCCCCUGCCCGGGGAGCUGGGGGAGCUGCUAGGGGAGGUGAGGAGCCUCAGAGCCCAGCUCCAGAGCAGUGUCCAGGAGAACAGUGUCCUGAAACAGCUGGAGCUCCACAAACAUCUGGAGCAGAAGCUGGGUGGGGGCGUCCACGGAGGGCUGGGGAGCAUUGGGGGGAUGGAGCCCCCUCGUACCCCGUCUCUCAGUGCCCUUACAGACAGCCCCCAGAGGGACAGCCUCUACAGACGGCAGCUACUACAUGACCCAGCGCCGUCUCCUCCGGUCAGAGACAUUGGGUUGUUUAACUGUGGUUCUCCAUACCACGUCCCCUACACAGAUCUGGUGGAGACCCCGCUCACUGCCAACGAUCUGGACCCCCACUCAGACCUGCAGGGGGACGCCCCGGACGGCUCGUUCUCUAACCGGAACGGACGCCACGCCAUCGGGCACGUGGACGAUUACAGCGCCCUGCAGCAGCAGGUCCUGGAGGGGAGGAGUCUGGUCCAGAGAAUGGAAACAGCCCUUCAGGCCUGCCUCAGCCAAUCAAUGCUGGUAGACAGCCAGGACCAGGUCCUCCUGGACUAUGGUUGUGUGAGGACUCUGUUGUCUAACACCAAGACCCUGAGACAGAUCCUGGAGGAGGCUGUGUCCCUGCUGAAGAUGUUCUGGAGGGCUGCCCUGCCCAGCACCGACCGCUCCACCCACAACCUUAAGAAGGAGCAAUGUAUGAAGGAGGAGAUUCUGUCUCUGAGAGGGCGUAUCUCGGAGCAGGAGGAGGUUCUCCAGGGAACCGUCCAGAGACUGAGGAGCACCAGCCGCACCAAGGAGAGCAUGGAGCACUUCAUCGUCAACCAGCUAUCAAGGACUCGAGAUGUGCUGAAAAAAGCAAGGACUAACUUGGAGAAGAACGAGAGGAGGAUUUCUUCCCUAAGCUCCUCCUCUUCCUCUCCUUAUGCUGCUGAAGACCGAAGUCCCGGCAAUGAACGGCCUACUGAUUGGAGUUUCUUGAAGCCUGGCGACGCCCCGGCAACGUCAAAUCAGCGUCCAGGAACCAGGAAGCGCAGCAGCCAGUGCCUGUUUUAGGUGAUGACCUGUUAUAGGAACCAGCCAGCCUAACACCACGACCUCUGAACUCUGACGUCACCGCCAGAACAGCCACGACCCCUCCUCCUCGUUGCCUCAUCUCUAGCAUCCAACGUCCCUCCUCAGAUCACUCCAUGCUUCUUUCUCUCCUAUCUCUCCUCCACUUCUCUCCUGCCGGCAAUUUGUGCCCAAUGCUCCUGCCUCCUACACCUUGGGCCUUACCUGAACUCUUACUCCUUUAGUGUCAUUCCUCCACCCUCCUUUUGACUGUUCUCUUUCCCCCACCUCCACCCUUGUUCUUCUGUUGGAGUCUUUGAGCUCCAGAGACGGUUGGUCCAGUCUGAUGAUUACCUUGUUGUGAGCGUGAAGAAGAAGGUGGUUUGAAACGUACCUCUGAUGGUUACAGUAAUGUGCGCCCUUGACUGCUGUAGAAGGAGUAGGAUAAAGCUGCCCCUAGACAUUGAGCUAAGGUCAGAUUUGCCUUUUCCCCAAUGGUAAAGGUAAUGGGAUUUGGGGAAGGUAGGCUGAUCCUAGAUCUGUAGCUAAGGGAAGCUUCUACAUGGAGCAUAGUAGAUUGUGCUCUUCUGCCUGGCAGUUUUUGGAUGGGAUAAGUGUCAAUGCAUGUGAACUCAUGGCUUGAGAAAGGAAAUGUAUAGUAUUCAAACAGUACGGUACCCAUAUAAAUAUAAUAGGCUUGGAACCUCUAACCCUGGCAAUAGGGACGCCCAUUCUAUUCAUUCUAUUUCUGUGACAGUACCCGCGUCACACACAUACGUUCACAGACAUACAUGAACAAUCAAUUUCUUUCAAAACAAAUAUUCAACUUUCACUGCCACAGAAAUGCAACCUUUAUCCUCGUGGCAUUUCAUCAAUGAGGAUUUUCUUUGCAAGUACAAUGCAAAAAAGUUGAAUAACAUCCACAAUCUAGCUAGAUCUGCUGGAAUCACAGUGGAGGAAUGUAUAGGUGUAACACUUCUAGGUAAUUGUUUGCUAUAUUUAUCUGUGGAGGAUGAAGUCUGUGGAUGGUCUGUCUGCCAUUAGCCAAGGGUUCUGGAUAGCAGAACAAAGGCCCAGUUCCAUUUCAAUUACUAGCCACUUCCCCUCGCUCCUACUCCAUCGGUAUUCACAGAUCUGAAUAGACUGGAUAGGUGAAAGCAAUAUGUUGAUGGCUUCACCUAGUCCUCCGAUAAGUUAAGUUGAGCUUCCACUGUGUUGCUUUUAUCUAUCCAGUCCUGGCUGAUCUAACGCUGAUAGGGUAAAGGCUGAAAGAAGGGGCUAGGGGCUGAAAUGGACCGAGGCCGAACAUGCGUAUUCAAGCUCCUCUUUAGGAGUCCUCAGACGAGCAUGUGCAAUAAUUACGUUGUUUAUUGAAUGAUCAUGGCGCACCAGCUUUUUGGUUUUUUGCCUGACACUGGAACUAAAGUAUUUAACCACUCUUGAUAAGUGAAAAAGACCGUUGGUGCAAUAUUAUACUAAUAACUAUCUUCUACUAACUUAGGAAUACUACUGACUGAAACAAAGUGAAGUUUUUAUGCAGUGUUGAUGCAUGAAAGAAGUUUUAAAAGGAAAAAUCUAAACAUUUGUUUGUGGAACAUGGGAUCACCAAUACUUGCCAAAGUUUGAACUUUGAACUCUUCACGUCCUUGUUUGCCUUACCCAUGCGAAUGACAUACUGUAGGAAUGGUGUGACUAUAGGAAGUCAUCAUCAGCCCAGUAUAUGAGAUCAUUUAUGACAUCAUGAUGGAGAUAUUUAAUUGGCUGCUCUUUGAGAGCCAUUUGAACCAGAGAGAUGGUAACCGUUAGAUUAUAAAUGUGCUUUAUAACGAGCACAUCUUGUCAUAAAUGGACCAAACAUUUCUAAAAGUGAAUCUUUCACACUAGGCUUCUAUUGCUUUGUGAAUUCCAAAAACUUAAACUGUGCUCAUGUGAGAGAUGUACCACUAAAACAGAGAAUACUAUUGUGAUUGUUACAUUUCCAUUGGACUUUUUGUCUCGGUUAAGACCUUCAUUGCAUUCCCAUGGUGUUGUUGGCUAAAUGUUCUGUGUCCUUUUAGGUGUUACAAACUUUGGCAGGCUACUGGUGGGACCAAUGUUGUAGAUUUCCCCAUUGGUGAUGUCACACCCAAAGGUGUUUCUUCCUAUGCUGCUUUUGAUUGUGUUGUAUGUUCUUGCUGUACAUUUGGCAAUGUUCACACUGUAAAUGACUUGCUUUUCACUGUGUUCUGUUGGCUGACCUUUUGGUGUGUGGAUAAUCAUGUCAGACAUUUGCUUUGUAUGCAAACGUUGAAUAUCUGGGUAGCUGUGCAAUAGCUCUACACUAAAUCUAUUUUAUUUUGAUGUUACGCAUCAUUAUAUUAACAAUAUUUUUGCUUUCUUAAGUGUUUAUUUUCCUGCUUUGUAUGGUUUGUUCGUUUAGUUUUUAGAUUAUGCCAGAUUGUAAUAAGAUAGCCACGUCUUUUAUGAAAUCACAAAUAUCUGCCUUUUCUUAGGCUAUAAGUGGAACCAGUAUUAUUACUUACACACCCACCUAUAAUUAACCUUCGGAUGCUUGCCUUUAAAAGUAGCUUGGCCACUGCAAUUUGCUCCCAACACUUACUUGGAACUCUAUUCGAUCUUGAAAGCUGAAGCGUUACGGAUUCUGCAACAGAAAUGUAAAGGUCAUUUCCAAAUGAUCCAACAUAUGCAGCGUUUACCGUGAAUGCAGCCUGCACUAAAGCGGGGAACAUUGCUUUUUAAAAAUUUCAAACACGCUGUAAAGCUGAACUUCCGCGAUGUGGAUUGAAUAGAGCCCUUGGAGUUAAUAGCGCUUGGUGUCUAUCCUAGGUAUAUAUAUAUAUCACAGUAGAUCUGCCAACAACGUCUUGUUUGCGCUCCACUCAAUUGAAAAUCCCUAGAGGGGAUUUGAAUAUAAAACAUUCUAAUAUAACAAACAUUCUAAUAUAAAAGCCCACGCUGUGGGGUUCUUUUGGAAAAAUAAGGAUUUGAUGAGAAGAUUCAUAGAACGAUUAGGGAAGAUUCAUAUUUUAUACCAAAGUAGAAAUAACCAACCAACCAACCAUAGAUGUACAGGAUUAUGUCAGAUUGGAUCAGAGUAGAACUGAACAAGGCCAAAGAGCGUGAACAAGGCCUUUUUAAUGCGCUGUGUAGAACGGAAUCAAACAGAAGUAUUUAGCUGUGUCUAAUAGUUGGUCCUGAAACUUAGAUUUAAUGCUAUGUGAUUGAAAUCGAAGAGCAGCUUGGUUUGUCAGGCUCUGUGUGUGAUAAAGUGUGCGCUGAUGAAGCUAACUAGGAUGCCGACACAGAGCUCGUCUAUGAGCUCCGUCUCUGAAGAUGGUCACUGUGUGUGUGUGUGUGUGUGUGUGUGUGUGUGUUGUGUUGCCACAGUGUUAUCACAAUGAGGGCUUUUGGGUUCCAAAAAAUAAAUAAAAAUGUAUUUAAAAAAAA